ACGCGGGCACUUUGUUGUUGUUGGUCCGACCAGUUGGGCGGUGCGCUAAUUUCACUGUUAUAUUCUUGUUAAUAAUAAUAGUGACUAAAUAUUGUAUUCCCUCACGUAUUAUUUGAUUUCUCUUGUGGAAAGUAAAUUCAGUGUGCAAAUGACUGGGGAUUCAGCAAGUUCCCAAUUUGGCAACGCAUUUUCUGGUGCAAUUCUCUUGGCCCUGGGAUUUACUUUCGAGUGCUGCGUAGAUCGGUUGUUUUUUUCUCAUCAUAAGUGAAGUGACGUCAAACGGGAAAUAUACAAACGACUCUUUGAGUUUUCCGCGUGGCUUCGGUGCUUUGUUUUGUUUUUUUGUGAGUGUAACAGCCACUGAACAGAGGAUUUUUGUGGGUUAAAAUAACUUCAAACCAUGCGAGUUUGGCUGAUGCAACCAGAAGAAAUAGUGAUGCAAAUAGAACCAGAAGUUGCGGCAACAUCAGAUAUUGCAGCUACAGAAGCAACAUCAAGUUAGUUUGCAGCAAUCGAUGCAAAAAGUGCAACAAUUUCGAGUGCAAUACAAGAAAACAGGAGCAUUUAGAGUCUUCUAUCACUGCUCCUAAAAACAUUAGAUAUUGCAUCUACAGGAGCAACAUUUGCGGAGAUUUGAAGUGCAGCAUCAGCAAAAAAGGCUCGAAAGUGAGACACCGCCAGCAAUACUGCGGAGCAGCAAUAGCAACACCUGAACAAACAGGCUGCAACAGGCAGCGGCAAAGGUGCAACACUGAGGCAGCAGCAACAUGCUGCUGGCGGAAAUCGCAGCCAAGCAAAACAUGUUGGCGCCCUCUGGUGCGGCAAUCAAGCGAAAGACCGAACAAGAGCAACAACAGCAACGUAAACAGCACAGGAGCAACAUCAACAACAGCAACAUAGACAACACAAGCAACAGGCAGCAGGGCAAAAUGUAUUACAAUUCCAAUACGCGACCUUUUUGGAUGAAAUUCAGAUCGGCAGCCAGUACGAAUCAAACGACCAUAUUCACCACUAACAACGAUAUGUGCAAUGCAGCAGCAGCAGCAGCAGCAGCAGCAACAACAGCAACUGCAGCAGCAACAGCAACAGCAGCAACAUAUGAUAAAAUGCAACGUUGCAACCAGAACAACGGCAACAGCAACAUCCAAACGACUAGCAACACCAGCGGCAGCGGCAACAACAACAAGCGCUGCCCACCGAAGUACACCGGCAACAACCUAGCAGCAACCACAAAUGGCAUGAUGGCCUACCAACAGCAGCAUCCACAAGCUGCGGCAGCAACACUGCAGCACGGCAGCAGCAAGCAUGCCACUCGCAGGGGCCGCUAUAACAACAGCAACAAGCAACACCAGCAACAGCAAUUCGCGAAUAUUCAGAAGCGGAAUGGAAUCCCUGGGAUCACCGGAAGUGAGUCCUCAUCCUCGCCCUCGACAGCCACUUCCACCUGGCUGGAGCGGGGCUACGGACAUCGGUUGGCCAAUUCUUCAUGCAUCGAAGACAAAUUCCUUGGGCAGCACAAUCCGGGCCAUCGCAAUAGCACCAGCAGCGAGGCUACCAGCGAGGACAUCGACUCCAGCAGGGAGCAUCUGAACAAGCCCAAGGGCAAUUCGGGCGGUGGUAACGGCGGCAACGGUUGCAACAACCAUGUUGCAGGCGUCAAAAGGUGCCGCUCUAAGCGAAAUAAGAAAUCGUCCGGCCAACAUAUCCGUAAUCCUGACCAGAUGGGCCAGAAGGCCGAAGGCCCUGCCUCUAUUGUGGGCCAAAAGACCAAGCAGACAACCAAUGGCAAGUGGCGCCAACAGCAGCCCAAUCCCAACGGCAACAACCCACAGCAGCACCACCAGCAGCAGCAGCAUCAGCAGCAGAAGCGUGGUAGCAACAAGAAGACAGGAAAGUGCAGCAGCAACAUUGGACAACAUCCCGGCAGCAACAACGCCAAGCACGGCGGCAACAACCAGCGCAAGACCUGCGACAGCAGCUCCUCCUCGGCCUUGAGUUCACCCACCAGCUCGCCCACCAGUUCCCCCCAUGCCAACGGAAACCGGAAGCGUAUUGAGCGCUCCUUAAUGCCGGGAGCCGCUCUGGAAUGGCGCCGGGAGCGCGAACGCGGUCGCCAGAAUGCCAACUUCUUGGUGCCCCCACUCCGGCAGUACGAGCAAUUGGAUCUGGACGAUAAGACCCUGGUGCAGCAGCUCCGGCGACAUGUCAUCGAUCACCAUCUGCUAAGAGUCUACGGCUUUCCGGUGGAGUCCGUGGUCCAUGAGGGCGCCAUCGAGAUCUUCAAGUGCCUGCCGCACAUGAGUUUCGCAGCGGCCCUGGCGGAAACUGCCCCGGCAGUCACACUGAUUAACUGCCACGACGGACUGACCAACCGAGUUGCUGUUGAGGAGGAGGUGGCCACCUCGAGUGACUCCGGCAACAGUUCUCCCCGCUCUCUGGACUCCGAGUCCGGAGGUGAGUGGAGCGGCAGCGAAUGCGAGUCCUCCAACUCAUCAUCAUCGUCCGCCUCCUCAACAGGCGAUGCCGAACUUAGUCUGGAGCUUAAGUACUGCCAGUACGUCCAGGUGGAGCGCAGUCUGGCCAAGCCGUGUGCCCGCUGCAAGCGUCACUUCCUGGUGGACGAGCUGACGGGCGAGUAUUUGACGCGCGAGGAGUGCCACUACCAUUCGGGCAAGUACCAACGCUACUUCGAUGGCGUCUGCCACGGCCGCUGGACGUGCUGCAACGAGGGCGAUGAAUCCUCGCCGGGCUGCUGCCUGGGCGAUCGACACGUGUGGACUGGUUCGGUGGUGGGCGUCAAUGGGCCCUACUACGACUUUGUGAGGACCCAGUACAGGGAGCGGAUGACAGCAAACUCCGACGACGAGCCGGCCGUGUACGCUCUGGACUGCGAGAUGAGCUAUACGGGACGUGGCCUGGACGUGACCAAGGUCUCACUGGUGGCCCUCAACGGGCAGCUGGUGUACGAGCACUUUGUGCGGCCCGAAUGCGACAUAAUCGACUACAAUACCCAGUAUUCGGGCAUUACGGAGCGGGAUCUGCGUUCCGGCGCCAAGAGUCUGGCCGAGGUGCAACGGGAUCUCCUCGAGCUGAUUGCGGCGGACACCAUACUGAUUGGACACGGACUGGAUAACGAUCUACGCGCCCUGCGCCUGGUACACAACACCUUGAUCGAUACCUCGAUCAGUUUCCCGCACUGCAGUGGGUUUCCAUACCGCCGGGCACUGCGCCACCUGACCAAGGUCCAUCUGAAGCGGGAGAUCCAGUGUGGUGAUGGGACCACAGGACACAGCAGCUUCGAGGACUCGCGGGCCUGCAUGGAGCUGAUGCUGUGGCGCAUCAACCGGGAACUGGACCCCACAUGGAUCUGGGACGAUUAAGGGAGCGGGGCGGGGGAGGAUCGAGGAUCGAGGAUCGAUCGGUCCGCGGGGGCGGGGGUUGAUCAAACACAAUGGGGGCCAGCAAGUACUUUUAGUCGUUAAGCCAGUUUAGGAUCGCCUAGUUUGUACUGUAUUCAAGAAAAAACACAAUCCUAAAAUCUCAGCUGGGUCGCUCACCUGGCAAUUGGUCUCUAUAACACUGAUGUAUCCGAUGUAUCCGGGUUAUACACCUAGAUAUAGGGCCCCAUUGCCAGGUGCUAGCCCCAGCGUAUACAUACAUAUAUCAAGUAAAUCGCAAAAUUGAAAUGACAAAAAUGGCAAAAAAGCAUGCAAAAAUAGUAGCAUAAUCAUAUAUUUAUAUGCGAUACAUAAGGUACAUUUUGUAAGCGUAUAUUUAUAGAGAACAAUAGAACUUUAAUCUACAUAUGUAUAUACACUAAUUGUUUUUUUUUUCUUGAUUAAUUUCGAACCACGAGAAAAUGUACUGAAGUUUUAGCUGUGAUGUUUUUUUCACUUUCUCACAUAUUUACACGACAAACGAAAAUGAAAAGUAAAAGCAAAAAAAAAAAAAUAGAAAAAUACAAAAAA
Messenger RNA from Drosophila suzukii, 3968 nucleotides. It is a transcript of the gene prage, whose product is annotated as RNA exonuclease prage. Gene Ontology annotation, cellular component: nucleus. Lineage: Eukaryota; Metazoa; Arthropoda; Insecta; Diptera; Drosophilidae. Gene Ontology annotation, molecular function: exonuclease activity; nucleic acid binding. The record is from RefSeq and is a predicted model, not a curated record.